AUGCCGGGCUGGUGGCUGCUGCUGGCUCUGCUGUGCCACCAGCUGUGUCCCCGCGCGGUGACCGCGGCCAGGAAGGACAGGAGGGGCAGGAAGGAGCACCCAGAGCCCCUGAACGCCUCCCUGGCCAACAGCGAGGAGCAGCCCAAGCUCCCGGAGGCCGCGGACGCGCGGAUCACGGACCCCCGCAGGACCUGGAUCUCCUUCGUGCACCGCCCGGACGACGGGAAAAACUCCAAGAGGAGAUGCAAAGGCAAAGACAAAAAAUUGCGAGGCCUGGUGGGGCCUCCAGGGCCUCCUGGGCCUCAGGGACCUCCAGGAGCUCCUGGGGCUGAAGUCACCAGGGAAGUUCUUCUGCAGGAGUUCAAGGAGAUCUUGAAAGAAGCCAUGGAGCACAGGGCCUCCCUGGCCAUCUCGGCCCACCCCAGCCAGCUGCCCCCGCUGCUGCUGUCCCUGGAGGAGGUCCCGUCCCAGCGGCGCGUGGAGGAGGCGUUCCACUGCAAGCUCAAGGGCCAGGUGCUGGUGGACAAGAAGACCUUGGUGGAACUCCAGAAUUUCCAGUCGCCCGUGGCCAAGGGCGCGUUCCUGCGGGGCUCGGGGCUGAACCUGGCCACCGGCCGCUUCACCGCCCCCGUGGGUGGCAUCUACCAGUUCUCAGCCAACGUCCACAUCGACCACAGCGAGCUGAAGAGCAAAGUGCAGCUGCGAGCGCGGGACAGCGUGCGGGUGCUGAUCUGCAUCGAGUCCCUGUGCCACAGACACACGUCCUUGGAAGUCAUUGCUGGCCUGGAAAGCAACAGCAAAAUCUUCACUGUUUAUGUCCAUGGCUUGCUGCAGCUGCAGGCUGGCCAGUACACCUCCAUCUUCGUGGACAACGGCGCCGGGGCUGCCGUCACCGUCCAGCACGGCUCGGAUUUCAUGGGAAUGCUGCUGGGAGCCUAGCAGCCAGGCUGGCCAUCCCAAAAUUCCCAAAUUCCUGCCUUGUGGACUGAAAAAAAAACCCCCCUCACUUUGACCUUGAAACUGCUCCCUGUACCUGCAGAGUUGUAAAUCACCCCCAGCUCCUCCGGCUUUGCUUCCAGAAGUUGCUGCUGAUUUUUGAGGUCCUCACCAGCUCGUUCUUCGUCAGAAUUCUGCUUUUUAUCCUCUUUUUACCCCAAAAAAACCCUCCCCUUGGGAUAUUUAAUUUUUGCUUCACCAGAUGCUCACGGAGCAGCACGCCGACGUUUGGGGCUCGUUGUGUUGUGAUUUGAUUAUUUCACCC
Onychostruthus taczanowskii (white-rumped snowfinch) is the source of this 1261-nucleotide messenger RNA. RefSeq names its product C1q and TNF related 12 (gene C1QTNF12). The coding region runs from base 1 to 939 and encodes 312 amino acids. Lineage: Eukaryota; Metazoa; Chordata; Aves; Passeriformes; Passeridae. The transcript has 8 exons. The record is from RefSeq and is a predicted model, not a curated record. Gene Ontology annotation, biological process: negative regulation of gluconeogenesis; positive regulation of insulin receptor signaling pathway; positive regulation of D-glucose import across plasma membrane. Gene Ontology annotation, molecular function: hormone activity.